AUGUCUUGUAGAGAUAUUGAACCACUUGUUGUUGCAAGAGUGAUAGGAGAAGUUGUAGAUAGUUUCAACCCAAGUGUGAAAAUGAAUGUGAUAUAUAAUGGAAGCAAACAAGUGUUUAAUGGUCAUGAACUCAUGCCUCUUGUCAUUGCUUCUAAGCCUCGUGUGGAGAUAGGUGGUGAAGACAUGAGAUCUGCUUACACACUCAUCAUGACUGACCCAGAUGUUCCAGGUCCUAGUGAUCCUUACUUAAGGGAACACCUCCACUGGAUUGUGACAGAUAUUCCUGGUUCAACUGAUGCUUCUUUUGGAAGAGAGAUAGUGAGCUACGAUAGUCCAAAACCAGUGAUCGGAAUUCAUCGAUACGUGUUCGUAUUAUAUAAGCAAAACAGAGGAAGACAAACAGUGAAACCACCAGUAACAAGAGAUCAUUUCAACACUCGAAAAUUUGCAGCAGAAAAUGGAUUGGGUUCCCCUGUUGCUGCUGUUUACUUUAAUGCCCAAAGAGAAACUGCUGCUAGAAGAAGAUGAACGUACGUCCAACUUCAUCAACAUCAACAAAUAAAUAAUAAAAUUAUGCAAAUUGAAUAAGGUGUAUCUGCACUAUGCAAAGUGA
Messenger RNA from Solanum tuberosum (potato), 613 nucleotides. Its product is annotated as CEN-like protein 1. Gene Ontology annotation, biological process: vegetative to reproductive phase transition of meristem; flower development. The record is from RefSeq and is a predicted model, not a curated record. The transcript is spliced from 4 exons. The coding region runs from base 1 to 528 and encodes 175 amino acids. NCBI's taxonomy places the organism in Eukaryota, Viridiplantae, Streptophyta, Magnoliopsida, Solanales, Solanaceae.